Argiope bruennichi is the source of this 1314-nucleotide messenger RNA. Its product is annotated as clotting factor B-like. Gene Ontology annotation, biological process: proteolysis. The record is from RefSeq and is a predicted model, not a curated record. NCBI's taxonomy places the organism in Eukaryota, Metazoa, Arthropoda, Arachnida, Araneae, Araneidae. The transcript is spliced from 8 exons. Gene Ontology annotation, molecular function: serine-type endopeptidase activity. The coding region runs from base 69 to 1280 and encodes 403 amino acids.
AACUCGUCUCUCCCUCAAAAGCUGUCGCGCAAUAUUUCCAAUAACUUCCCUUAGAAGAGAACAAAGAAAUGACUCUUGCUUCUGUGCUUUGGGGAUUCCUCGUUUACGUCCAAUUUAUAUCUGCGCAAAAUGAAAACAAUGGGCCAGUGAAAUGGACUUACUCUCAUUUCAAUGCAAACUGUUCAAUAUCUGGGUAUAGAUAUCUGGAUACUUAUUGCGUGGAUAUUCGAAUUUGCAAAUCUGCUGCAGCUUCCAUAUCGAUGGGUGGAUGGCCCCCAGUGUGCGGCUGGGUGGACAAUGUUGUUGUACCGAAAGUCUGUUGCGCAUUUCCCCUGGUUCUUGGGGGAGCUCUAAUGAGGAAGGUGGAAGAAGAAAGGAAGAGCGAAUCACAUUGUGGAUAUGCUAUUUGGGUUCCAAAAAUGUCAACGACUGAAAUCAACUUCUUCAAAAUUUUGGACAGGUUACCGAGCGUCAAUCUAAGCGAUCUAAGUAUAUUUGAUCCACCACUAGCUGAAACAACUGGAUGGGGUUAUGGAGGUGGUAUUGGUGGAUCACUUUCGAUACAGGGACAAUUUCCGUGGAUGGUGACGAUUCAGGAAAACGGAAAGCAUUUGUGUGGUGGAAGCUUAAUCGAUAGAACUCACGUUUUGACUGCAGCUCAUUGUUUUGGCUUUAGAAGGAAUACUUUGAAUCCUACCAAUUUCGCAAUUCGUGCAGGAGACAUCAACCUAAAUAAUGGUUACUCAGUCAAUGUGACGAAAAUCAUUCUCCACGAAAGGUUCAUUCCUGGCCAGUACUAUAACGAUAUCGCAAUUCUGAUCCUAGAAAAAGAGGUUGAACAAUUUCUUCGUCCUAUAUGCUUACCAUCUCCAGAAUUAUCUGUUAGAAAUCUUACAGGUGCCAACACAUCUAUGUUGGGAUGGGGACACACAUCAUAUCAUGGCAAAGGGACAGAUAAAUUGCAGGUUGUAGAAAACAUUCCUGUUGUCCCCAAUGAAAAAUGUCGUCAAGCCUAUCGCCGAGUUGGCAGGAGUCGGUUGCCAAGGGGCAUCACCAAUGACUUCAUUUGUGCAGGUCUAGAGGAAGGAGGCAAAGAUGCUUGUCAAAGUGAUUCUGGCGGUCCUUUGAUGUACCCAGAUGAAGGUUAUUUUCGCAAUAUCCGAUGGGUGCAAGUGGGUAUCGUUUCCUUCGGUUUCCGGUGCGGUGAACCAGGAUUUCCAGGAGUGUACACACGUGUCUCAAGUCACAUGAACUGGAUAUUGCAAAAUAUGAAAAGCUAAGCAUUUCAAAUUGUAAUAAAAUAUUCGUGUUUUC